AUGUCAUCGCUUAGUAAGCCUUAGAGGCAGUCGGAAGCUAGGUUUUCUCGGGGCUUUUCCCGUUAUUUCACUGACAAAAGACUGAAGCUGCAGCCGGGGAGGUAGGACACUCCAGAAUCCAGAAGUUCAGGGGGCGCUUAACCGAUAAUUGAAAGAGACGACGUAGAAGGCUGAAGGACAAAGACAUGGCAAAAUUGAGUUCAAUAUCAUCCUACUCGCAAGCAAACCUGGCUUUUCAAUGCCCAAAAAUAGGCUCAUUGCGGUGCCAUGAUAAAGUAGCUUGUCCCAGGAAGAUUUCUUCAUUCCAAGAGUUAGGAGUGAGGGGGAGUGAGCUUUCUGGCAUUGCUGUGAUUAGUAAAACUAUGGCUGCUACUCGGGCCCAUGAGAAGCAAGUCAUACAAGCUGUUUUGUCCAGUGAUAGAGAGAUGGAAUCUUCCACAGCUACCAAGGGUGGAGGUCUCCGUGGCAAGCUAAAUAAGGUUGUUCUUGCCUAUAGUGGAGGUUUAGACACCUCUGUUAUUGUCCCCUGGUUAAGGGAGAAUUAUGGUUGUGAGGUUGUGUGCUUCACAGCAGAUGUUGGUCAAGGUGUGCAUGAAUUAAAGGGUUUAGAAGAGAAAGCAAAAGCAAGUGGUGCUUCUGGAUUGGUUGUCAAGGACUUGAAAGAGGAAUUUGUAAGAGAUUACAUAUUUCCCUGCCUUCGAGCUGGUGCAAUUUAUGAAAGGAAAUACCUGCUGGGCACUUCUAUGAACCUUUCCCCAGCAAUGCUUCUUUCUGAACUUAAUGAUAUGGGUGGGAGACAUGGAAUUGGCCGUGUUGACCUAGUUGAGAACCGGCUUGUUGGAAUGAAAAGCCGUGGUGUCUAUGAAACUCCUGGUGGAACAAUCCUUUUUGCUGCUAUACGUGAGCUGGAAUCCUUAACGCUUGAUCGAGAAACAAUGCAAGUAAAAGAUUCACUGGCAUUGAAGUAUGCUGAGCUUGUUUAUGCUGGUAGGUGGUUUGACCCACUUCGGGAGUCUAUGGAUGCCUUCAUGGAGAAAAUUACAGAGACGACAACUGGUUCUGUGAUUCUGAAGUUGUACAAAGGAUCUGUAUCUGUAACAGGUCGCAAGAGUCCAUAUAGCCUCUACAGGCAGGAUAUUUCAUCAUUUGAGAGUGGGCAAAUAUACGAUCAGGCUGAUGCUGCUGGAUUCAUUCGGCUUUAUGGCCUUCCAAUGAGAGUGAGGGCAAUGCUUGAUAAGGGUAUGUGAUAAUGACAAUUUUGUGUCAUUUGUGUGAUAACAUUGAUCUGCUGGCUGAACUUUCGGCUAUAUUUAUAUAUGCAAUGGUUACUCAGGUUCAAGAUCCCAA
This is a messenger RNA of Carica papaya (papaya), 1347 nucleotides long. The record is from RefSeq and is a predicted model, not a curated record. NCBI's taxonomy places the organism in Eukaryota, Viridiplantae, Streptophyta, Magnoliopsida, Brassicales, Caricaceae.